AUGUUAUUCUCAUCAGUUUUGUUGUCGACAUUGCUUUCUGGCUUGGCAGUUGCAAAGCAAGAAGUUGAAGUUAUUCAAUUUGAUAAUUUAGGAUACUCCGGAACUUAUAAUCAAGUUAGCAAAUUAGAAAAUAUUUACUCCGACUCGUGUUCAUGUGAAGUCAAUAGUGACCCUGUAAGCUUUUCAGGUUCAAAUGCCCCAUUAAAUGAAGAACUUUCCGUGCACUUCCGUGGUCCUUUAAUUUUAAAUAAAUUCGCCGCAUAUGUUUCUGACGGCUUUACAUAUGGAGAUGAUAGUUCUGGGAACUGGAAUAGAUUGAGUUAUUAUGAUGCAUCUAGUGGAACCAGUGAUAAUGUUACCUUUUUAACCAAAGCUGGUGAAAAUUCAUCAUGUUUAGGUUUGGGAUUGACAUAUGCCGAUAGUGAUGGUGUUUCAAAAGCCAGUGGAUCCACUGUUUUAGCAGAAGGUACCUUGAUCAGUUCAAAUGACGAGUUUGUCAUUUUCUCCAAUGUUACUUGUGGUAAAUCUGGUUACAAUAACGAUUGUGGUGUUUACAGAGACGAUAUUCCAGCAUACCAUGGUUUCUACGGUACUACCAAGAUGUUUUUGUUUGAAUUUAAAAUGCCAAACGAAACUAGCACCGAUACUUCUAUUUCCAAUUACAAUAUGCCAGCAAUUUGGCUUUUGAAUGCCCAUAUCCCAAGAACUUCUCAAUAUUCAAAUAAUGUCAACUGUUCUUGUUGGAGAUCCGGCUGUGGUGAAUUUGAUGUUUUUGAAGUUAUGAACACCACCGAAUACCUUCACUUGUACAGUACCCUCCACGAUUAUCAAGGUACCGAUCAAAUUGAAACUGGUUUAGCUGCUCCAGGUUAUAUCAAUCGUGAGUUAGGAGCUACCAUGACUGGUGGUGUCGCUUUUGAUUCUGAAGGAAAUGCCAUUGUUUGGGUUUCCAACUCUACUUCCUUUGAUUCAACUGUUGAUGCUUCAAGUGUCAACUCUUGGGUUAACAAAGCAGGCAAUGCUGUGUCUACUACUUUGUCCAGUGUUGCUGCUCAAACUGCUACAACAUCUUCUAAGAAAAAUACUGGUAUUUCAUACCAACCAUCAUUUAUUACAAACUUGAUUAUGACAUUCUUUGCCAUCUGGGUAGUAUAG
Molecule: messenger RNA, 1155 nt
Organism: Candida tropicalis MYA-3404
Lineage: Eukaryota; Fungi; Ascomycota; Pichiomycetes; Serinales; Debaryomycetaceae
Gene: PGA52
Product: Pga52p
Exons: 1
Coding region: 1-1155 (384 amino acids)
Cellular component (GO): fungal-type cell wall
Source: RefSeq, a predicted model, not a curated record